Messenger RNA from Penaeus monodon (black tiger shrimp), 636 nucleotides. RefSeq lists its product as uncharacterized. The transcript is spliced from 3 exons. The annotation marks the transcript as partial. Lineage: Eukaryota; Metazoa; Arthropoda; Malacostraca; Decapoda; Penaeidae. The record is from RefSeq and is a predicted model, not a curated record.
GGUGAUACUACAGGGGGGGAACGUUGCAGAAGUGCAGUGGAACUCGCUUUCAGACGGGCUAACACUGGGGCACGGGCGAGGCAGCCGGGCGUGCGAGAAGCUUUGGAAACGGUGCGCGCUGAAGAGGUCAUAUGGCAAAAUAUUCAGUAUGAUAAGUUCUCUCUUCACACAUAUGCCCCUAGUAGUAACCCUCCCUCUUUCCCGCAGGUCCUGAGUGAGCCGGAGAAGACCGAGGUCCACCGCCACGUACUGGAGAUGAUGAAGUCCGUGGCAGUGACGGAGGCCAACUCGGGUGUUCUCAACCUGAAGACGACAAGACGCCACUACAACAACUCCCAUAACGCAGGCGGUGACACAAACAACGCCCACGAAGCUCAUCCUUUCCGCGAGUAUAUGGACAAUCCAGCGCCAGAUACAUCCGUGUCUGAUAGCGAAGAGAUCAUGGCUUACGUCAACAUGAAGGUGCACCUGGACGAUGACGACAUACUCGGAUGGUGGUCUGGAACCUCAGCAUCAGGACUUUCUACGCUGCGACUUUUGGCACGCAAGAUCCUUGCCGUGCCUGCCACCUGCGCCUAUGCCCACGACCUCUGCGUAGAUGCUCGCCAGGCCGCCAGAAAAUGGGCCUUGCGAUGA